Molecule: messenger RNA, 1110 nt
Organism: Penicillium hordei
Lineage: Eukaryota; Fungi; Ascomycota; Eurotiomycetes; Eurotiales; Aspergillaceae
Product: tyrosinase family protein
Exons: 2
Coding region: 1-1110 (369 amino acids)
Molecular function (GO): oxidoreductase activity
Source: RefSeq, a predicted model, not a curated record
AUGUGGAAGCAUUUGAAGUACUCGCACCUCCCAGGUAGUAGCUCGGCUGCGAACGGUUCUUCCCACGACUCAAGUAUUGGCGAAGAAGGCAAGGUGCAGGAUGGAUAUGGGGCAGAGCGAGGACAAAACCGGGUUGCCAAAAUCCUUACCCUUCUGUUCAUAUGCCUCUGCUUCACCUUCGGCUUUAUAACUGGUGUCACGGGGGGGGCGUCACUGAAAAACGCCAUAACCUCGACUCCUUCAUCUUCUUGUAUUUUGCCUUUAGCUAGACGUGAGUGGCGAAGCCUGAGUCACCUCGAGAAAGAUGCAUAUAUUACCGCAACAAAGUGCCUCGCCACCCAGCCGUCAAUCCUUGAUCUUCCUCACACUCUUUACGACGAUUUCACAUGGAUUCAUACACACAAAGGAGACGAAACUAUCCUGACAGCCGGCUUCUUCCCAUGGCAUCGGUACUUCAUACUCUCGUACGAGACGGCACUUCGUGUUCACUGCAACUACAGCGGUCGCUUGCCGUAUUGGGAUUGGACUCUGGAUUGGGUCAACUUCCACGCCUCUCCACUUUGGGACGCAAAAACGGGCUUUGGUGGUAAUGGAAACGCUUCCGCCCCCGAAAGCGUUGGCCACGGGCACUGCGUGACUACCGGUCCAUUUGCUGGCCUCCGGCCAAUGUAUUACGACCGUGACCUGAACACACACUGUCUCUCACGUGCCAUACGCUCGGGUGAAACGCUUGAGUUGGCAAUGAGCAAGAUUUCGCCUUCCGCGAUUGAAAAGUUAAUGCAGAAAGACGAGUAUCAUGACUUCACUCACUGGCUUGAGAAGGAUGCCCACAAAUCGAUGCCGUAUGUAAUUCAAGGCGAGUGGAUGCAAACCAGUGCCCCAAACGAUCCAAUUUUUUGGCUCGCCCACGUACAACUUGACCGUUUAUGGUGGCUGUGGCAGUCAAUGAAGCCCGCGACAAGGUUUUCAGACAUGUACGGAAAGGCUUGGUAUGGAUCGAAUAGAUCUGCUUUGAUGUCUGAUAAGCUCGACGUUGGGGGAUUACUUCCAAACAUUGCUGCUGGCGAUGUUCUGCGUACUGAUACCGACGUCAUGUGCUAUAGAUAUUGA